Messenger RNA from Andrographis paniculata, 390 nucleotides. RefSeq lists its product as uncharacterized. Gene Ontology annotation, molecular function: sequence-specific DNA binding; DNA-binding transcription factor activity. The coding region runs from base 1 to 390 and encodes 129 amino acids. The record is from RefSeq and is a predicted model, not a curated record. Lineage: Eukaryota; Viridiplantae; Streptophyta; Magnoliopsida; Lamiales; Acanthaceae. Gene Ontology annotation, biological process: regulation of DNA-templated transcription. The transcript has 3 exons.
AUGGUUGAUAUCGACGAAGAGUUUAUAGAUUGGCAUGCUAUGGAGUUUGCAAAACCGGAUGAUGCAUACAAUUUCUAUUGGUUCAAAGAGGGUAGCAAUGUGAAACCAAAUCAUCCUGAGAUUCAUCCAAACAAAAGCAGCGAGUCAGAAAGGAUAAAGAUCAUGCAUCGUAGUCAUGAAACGAGAACAGGCUGUAAUUCAAAGAUACGGCUUCAGUUUGACAAGGAGAAUGCAAAGUACAAAGUGACAAACUUUGAAGACAACCACAAUCAUGAUCUAUAUCCUCCAAAACACAAGCACAUGCUUGUAUCCAAUCGUAGGAUUGAUGAAUCACAUUUAAUCAUUGCGAAUACAAAUCAGGAAGCUGGACUACCAAUCAGAUCAUCGUAG